AUGAGUAACGCAAACCCUUCAGAAGAUGGUGCAAGCAGUAAUAUCUGGCCUAAUAAGAAGGAAGAUUAUGAAUUACAAGAUUCUAUUGGUGUUGGUGCAACAGCAACUGUUUACAAAGCAUUAUGCAUUCCGCGAAAUGAAUUGUGCGCUAUUAAAUGCAUCAAUUUGGAAAAAUGUCAAACUUCUGUUGAUGAACUUUUUCAUGAAAUCAACGCAAUGGCAUUAUGUAUGCAUCCAAAUGUUGUGAUGUAUCACACAUCAUUUGUCGUUGACGAGGAAUUGUGGGUCGUUAUGCGACUGCUCAAUUGUGGCAGCAUGCUUGAUAUUUUGAAACGACGUGUGAAGUCAAUGGGAAAGGAGGCAGCUUCAUCUGGUGUUUUAGAUGAAGUAACAAUUGCUACUGUUCUGAAAGAAGUAUUGCGGGGAUUGGAAUACUUUCACAGUAGUGGCCAGAUACAUCGUGAUAUCAAAGCCGGAAACAUAUUAAUCGCCGAUGAUGGUACUGUUCAGAUAGCUGAUUUUGGAGUAUCCGGAUGGUUGGCUGCUAGUCAGGGAGAUUUAUCAAGACAAAAAGUGCGACAUACAUUUGUUGGAACACCUUGUUGGAUGGCUCCAGAAGUUAUGGAGCAAGUUUCGGGAUAUGAUUUUAAAGCUGAUAUCUGGAGCUUUGGAAUUUUAGCUAUUGAAUUAGCCACUGGGACAGCGCCAUAUCAUAAAUUCCCUCCGAUGAAAGUCUUGAUGUUAACGUUGCAAAAUGAUCCACCAAAUUUAGAUACAAAUGCUGAAAAGAAAGACCAGUAUAAAGCAUAUGGCAAAAGCUUUCGACAUGUUAUAAAAGAUUGUCUGCAGAAAGACCCAUCAAAGCGACCAACGGCAAGCGAACUUCUGAAGUACUCUUUUUUCAAGAAGGCCAAAGACAAAAAGUAUUUGGUACAUGCCUUAAUUGAAAAUUUGGCAUCAAUGCCGUUGCCUUCACAUCACCAAGCUGAUUUGCCCAAAAAGGUAACUUCUGGCAAAUUGAAAAAGAAUUCAGAAGGUAAUUGGGAAUUUGAGGUGGAAGAUAGUGGCUCAGAUGAUGAUGCAGAAAAGAUCGAAAAAUUAGAUAUUCCAACAGCCUCUAGUGCUGCAGCGUCUAGUGCAGAUGCAAUAAAUUUGGUACUGCGUGUAAGGAAUACGCAAAAAGAGCUGAAUGAUAUCAAGUUUGAUUACACACCAUCUGUAGAUACGGUCGAAGGUAUAGCUCAUGAAUUAGUCGCAGCUGAGUUGAUCGAUGGUCAUGAUCUUGUUGUUGUAGCAGCAAACCUAAAAAAACUUGUAGAUGCGGCAUUAGAAAAAAGUGAAAAAAAGUCAGUCACUUUUGCUUUAAGCUCAACAACACCACAGGAGAUACCAGAUGAGCGUGCUCUAGUUGGUUUUGCACAGCUAUCACUGGCUGAUUCGAGUUCAUGUCAAAGCGACUGA
Molecule: messenger RNA, 1461 nt
Organism: Thelazia callipaeda (thelaziosis nematode)
Lineage: Eukaryota; Metazoa; Nematoda; Chromadorea; Rhabditida; Thelaziidae
Source: the annotation of a GenBank genome assembly